GAAAUCACAGAUGAGCUGAGGUCUGACUAGCGAUAGGGCAGGCAGUCUGGUCAGGUCAGUGGUGGCUUUGUCUGGCAGUCAGUGGACAGAACCUGAAAUGUUGGAGGAAAGCUUAGAACCACUCCUGGCUUUAGCUGGUGUGUUGUGUAAAGCUCUAUGUGAAACUAGGAAGGAAAUUCCUUUUUUUUCUGUCUGAAGAGUAAUAUGUUGUGUAGUAGUUAAAGCUGCAGAGAGAAUCUAGAGUCCUAGAUGUUUUGUCCUAGUGUAGUCUACUUACGAGUUCAUCAGGUCAGUGUAGCUGUAUUAAGGAAAAAAAAAAAAAGCUUUUUUAUAUGAACCAUGGACUGAAGUGUCAUUGCAUGAGCUACAUAAUCACGAACAAUCUGGUCUAUGCAUAACUGAAUAGAUUUUUCCCCUUCAGACCAGCUUUGUGAGGAAGGAGAAGAAAGUAAAACUCCCGUCCAGCAAUCAGCUGAGGAAGGCCAAAAUGGAUUACGGAUGAUUUCCACUCGGAAAGCCAGUGCUACUACUGCUAAACAAGAGGACGGUCUGAAUUUUGGAAUAAAAACACUUGAAGAAAUCAAAUUGCAGAAAAUGAAGGAAAAAACUAAGAGACACGGUGAAGGUCCUUCAAGAUCUUCUCUUCCUCCCGUCGAUUCUAUGAUUUUUCCUGCUCCGGAAAAGGAAAAUGUCCAGACAGUGGUGAGAACUGUGACACUGUCUACAGAGGAAGGGGAGGAACCUGUGAUUCGACUAGAUCUUGCUGAGAAACAGGGAAAAUGGAAAGCCUCCGUGGCUGAUGUAAGCGCCCUUCCAGUGAAGCGCAGCCUUGCUGAAAGGCUGGGGAAGAAGGCGGAGGUGCCGGGAAGUGCUGACAAAGCACCGAAGAGAGUUCAAGUUGCCAAGUCUGUGAAGGAGAGACUAGGCUUACCUUUUCAACAGACUAGUACUGCGAAAGGGAAGGCUGCUAAGCCAAAGGGAGAGAUCCAUGUGAAAACACUGGAGGAAAUCCGUCGUGAGAGAGCUCUUCAGAGAGGAGAAACUCAAGCCAAAGCCCAGGCUGAAUGGCAUGAUAAAACCGAAGAUCCCAGCGCAGGGGCAAGACCCGCUCCUGCAGGUUGCAUCAAAACUUUCUCCGAAGCCUUGGCUGAAAAAUAGAAGAAUGGCUUGGUA
Messenger RNA from Cygnus olor (mute swan), 1173 nucleotides. RefSeq names its product zinc finger CCCH domain-containing protein 11A-like. Bases 499 to 1158 code for a protein of 219 amino acids. Lineage: Eukaryota; Metazoa; Chordata; Aves; Anseriformes; Anatidae. The record is from RefSeq and is a predicted model, not a curated record. The transcript has 7 exons.